GUUUUCAGUCAAAUAUCUACUCAGAUUAAUAUCAUCAUACACUGUGAAUCGCUCACAUUCGUCAUAUUUCUACCAUAGUACUCUCUGACAUCGAGGUUUUAAUUGUACACAUAAACGUUAUCAACGGUAGCUUUACUACUUUCCCUUUAAGAAAUCCGACUACACGCUCAGCGCCCAAUCGCGGCGCGUAAACUGAAUCUUGUUGUUGUCAGCAACAACCGGCUAAUACAGUUGUGCGCUAGCAGGAGACAACCGAAGAGCUAGCAGCAUAUUUUGCUUGUGUCUCGUUCGCCGCCACAUAGAAGAAGACUUUACGGUAGCAAGUCGUCGCGUUCACCGGCUGUUCGUCUCCUCGCUAUAUGAGGAAAGAUGACUUCUUCCCUGUCGGAUCCAACUCUAGAAAGACAUUUCAAGGGUCACAGGGACAAUGUUACAAGUGUGGACUUCAGCUGCAACAUGAAACAGAUUGCCACAGGCUCUAUGGACUCCUGUGUGAUGAUUUGGAACAUGAAACCUCAGAUGCGAGCAUAUCGUUUUGAUGGACAUAAAGAGGCUGUCAUUUCUGUUCAGUUUUCUCCCUCUGGCCACCUGGUGGCCUCUGCCUCCAGGGACAAGACUGUUCGUCUUUGGGUGCCCAGCAUGAAGGCUGAGUCAACAGCUUUCAGGGCUCACACUGCCACCGUGCGCAGCGUUAACUUUUCUGGUGAUGGGCUGAAUCUGGUCACAGCCUCUGACGACAAGACCAUCAAAGUGUGGACCGUCCACAGGCAAAAGUUUCUCUUCUCUCUCAACCAGCACAUCAACUGGGUCCGCUGUGCCAAAUUUUCUCCAGACGAUCGUUUGAUUGUGUCGUCGAGUGAUGAUAAGACUAUAAAGCUGUGGGACAAGAAUAGCCGAGAGUGUAUUCAUUCUUUCUAUGAACAUGCUGGUUAUGCGAACCAUGUGGAAUUCCAUCCCAGUGGAACAUGCAUCGCUGCAGCCAGUACUGACAACUCUGUGAAGGUGUGGGACAUCAGAUCACAUAAGAUGCUGCAGCACUACCAAGUCCACAGUGGUGUGGUGAACAGCUUGUCUUUCCACCCGGCUGGUAAUUUCCUCAUAACUGCGUCCAGCGAUUCCACAAUGAAGAUACUGGACCUUGUAGAGGGCAAGCUACUGUACACACUGCACGGACACCAGGGCCCAGUGACCAGUGUUGCCUUCUCCAGGACAGGAGAGUACUUUGCCUCCGGAGGUUCUGAUGAACAGGUAAUGGUGUGGAAGAGUAACUUUGACUGUGCCGAAGGCAGUGAUGGUGUCGGCAGUGAUGGUGUCAGGCUGCAACAUAGAACUACUUCCAGCUUGCAGGCACUCCCAGCCAGCUCCACGGCUCAGCCCUCCUUUAACUCGGAUCCGCCUGCUCUCCGCAGCGAGGCCUCUGAACCAUCAGAACAUUUUAAUGGACAGGACUCCCACACUGCUGCCCACACUCAGAGCGUCAGCCACAGCAGAGCGCCUCAUUCCCACACCUACAGACACCUCAGCAGCAGUUCUUCUUCCACCCACCAGCCACAGGCCCGGGGUUUACCACAGCAUUCCCCCCAGGUCCAAGCACAGUCCCAGGCCUCAGAUGGAGGGGUCCCCCCUGCUUUAGCCCGCACCCUGGAUCACAUCAUCGGUCAACUGGAUAUUCUCACUCAGACGGUUUCGAUCUUGGAGCAGCGUCUGACGCUGACAGAGGACAAACUCAAGGAGUGUUUGGAGAACCAGAUGGAGAUCGGUCUGCAUCUCCAGAGACGAGAGGAGGCCUAAAGAUGGCGUCCCCAGAGAGAGGUUGAGCUGUGGUGUGAGGGAAAUUGGGUCGCAGCGGCACCAUCAACAGAAACGCGUAUGCAGUACUCGCUGGCUGCUGUUGUUGGAUCACACGUAAAAAAAUGUGCAAACUUGCACACGGUCUGGAAACAUUUUCCUGACUGGACUUCAAAUGCACACUGAGCCUUACUGCUGAUGUACCGCGCCUAGUUGUUUCACAAAGAGAUAUAAGAAGUGAAGGAGUUGAAUAUUAGAGAAGUUGUUCUUCUACAAGAGUGCUGAGAGCGCAGUCCCAUUUCUGCUGACGAAGGACCUGCUGCUACAAGUCACUGUGUGUGUGUGUGUGUGUGUGUGUGUGUGUGUGUGUGUGUGUGUGUGUGUGUGUGUGUGUGUGUGUGUGUGUGUGUGUGUGUGUGUGUGUGUGUGUGUGUGUGUGUGUGUGUGUGUGUGUGUGUGUGUGUGUGUGUGUGUGUGUGUGUGUGUGUGUGUGUACACACGAUGGGUGCCUGUACAAAAGUGUAGACACAUGCAAAAGACUUCCAUACUUGCCUUUGCACUACACGUGUGGGUGUUUUAAAAUCUAGUUGUGCAGGAUCACGCAGAAUGGCAUCAGAAGGAAAUGUUCUUUUUUGUCAAAAAAAAAGCACAUAGACUGUGAGCGGUAAUCACAACCAACAUGUUACUCACAGUUAUUAUUUUAUGAUGCAUUCAGGCCAGCACAGGGAUUUAAUCAUUUCCAAAUUGCAGAAAGAGGAGAAAGAGGAACCUGAAUUUGACCUUAUUCGGCUUACGACUGAGAGCCACAGACAGGCUAGGAAAGUCUGAAAGUAUUGAGAGAUGAACUAACACAUUGUUGUCUCCUGACUGGAUCACAAUUAAACAAAAUGUAAAAUAAAGGCAGUUUAUACUUUAAGUUGAAAUGAUGGCACAAGUUCAGAAUGGCUGAUUGUAAUUACUGCAGUUUAAAAGAUAAGUGUCUUGUUCCGUCCCUUUAAGCCCUUUGUCUGAAUUUUUUAUACAGUGGAAUUAACUUAUUGUGUACCUUCUUUAAUAAAUGUUUUUCACUAUUAUCUCUCUGAAA
Messenger RNA from Cyclopterus lumpus (lumpfish), 2872 nucleotides. RefSeq names its product POC1 centriolar protein A (gene poc1a). Gene Ontology annotation, molecular function: protein binding. The record is from RefSeq and is a predicted model, not a curated record. The coding region runs from base 370 to 1791 and encodes 473 amino acids. NCBI's taxonomy places the organism in Eukaryota, Metazoa, Chordata, Actinopteri, Perciformes, Cyclopteridae. Gene Ontology annotation, biological process: cilium assembly. Gene Ontology annotation, cellular component: centriole; ciliary basal body. The transcript has 11 exons.